This is a messenger RNA of Xylaria bambusicola, 2656 nucleotides long. RefSeq lists its product as uncharacterized. Gene Ontology annotation, biological process: regulation of DNA-templated transcription; DNA-templated transcription. Bases 94 to 2418 code for a protein of 774 amino acids. The transcript is spliced from 3 exons. The record is from RefSeq and is a predicted model, not a curated record. Gene Ontology annotation, molecular function: zinc ion binding; DNA binding; DNA-binding transcription factor activity, RNA polymerase II-specific. Gene Ontology annotation, cellular component: nucleus. Lineage: Eukaryota; Fungi; Ascomycota; Sordariomycetes; Xylariales; Xylariaceae.
CCCGGCGGAAUUGCAUCAACCCGCGAGUGCGGAAGCUAACAAUAGCGAGCCUCGCGAGUUCCGACCCCAGACACCACCGGCUCGGCCACAGGCAUGGAUAUGGAACACAUGAGUGUUCAGGUGGCGGCAGCGGACACGGCCGCCGAGGUUGCCGCUGAUGCUGCUGCCGCCGACCCGGCCAACAGACCUCCCAAGAAGACGAGCCAGACCUGCUCGACCUGCCGCCUGCGCAAGGUGCGGUGCGAUGGCCGCCGGGACAUCUGCCAGAACUGUGAACGACUCGGCUUCACCUGCUCCUUCCAGGACGCAGGCUCACCGCACGCCGACAGCGACAGCGUGACCGCCUUGAGUCUCCCGCGACGACGUGUACGGCUGGCCUGUACCAAUUGCCAUUCGAGAAAGGCCAGAUGCACCGGUGAGACCCCCAAGUGUGCUCGCUGUCAUGCUCAGGGCAUCGAGUGUAUUUAUCGUCCGACGAAGCGGUCCGCUGGUAUCAGCAGCACUGCUGUCGGCAACCAACAUGGUACCACAGAUUCAGAGCAUGAAUCUGUCGGAUCUGAGCCUCCAGAGAAACGAUCCAUGACACACCGUGACCAUCAUGGCUCGCAUCACGGUCGUAAUGGUAGCUCAGAUCAUCCGAAUUUUGAUAUCACUGGGGGCCAAUUGUCCAAGAGACUCGGUCACGACCCACUCAUAUAUCCGGACGAAGGUCUGAUCCAGCGCACCUUCAGUAACUAUUUCCGUCAUGUGCACCAUGUUCCCGUAUUUUCAUUCCUUCACCGUGCGUCACUCAUGCAACGCUAUCAUGCUGGCAUGAUGGAUAGAGCUCUUCUGCUGGCUCUCGUGGGUGUUACCUCGUUACUUACUGAUCUAGGUCCCGGAAUGCGGGAGUACGGCGCCAGAUGCAUUGAUGAAUGCCAGAGCAUGGUCUUACAAGACCUUGAAAAUCCUUCCACAAUCAAAAUACAAGCCCUUGUUCUCGUAAUGAAGCAUCGCAUACUCUCACGGAGGUUUACCAGUGCCUUCAUGCUAUCUGCCACAGCCGCGCGUUUUGCUUACGCGCUUCGACUGAACUAUGAAAACCCGAGCCUGUGCUUCUUAGCCCGGGAAUCGCGACGCAGAUUAAUGUGGGCAUUUUUAACCAUCGACUCGGGAGUGAAUGGCGGACAACCAGAUUUUACCCUAGUCUCCCCUGAAUCCUUGCAUAUUCAACUACCAUGUAAUGAACGCAAUUUCGAAUUUGAUCUCCCACAAGUUACCGGGCACCUCAGACCGCGUCCUUCACAGCCUUUCCCUGAUGAUGUGGGCUCCUUGGCUCUACAUGUACGACUCUUAUGGAUGAGGAGCAGAGUGUCAUAUUGCGCCAAGAACGUUUUGAACAUGCCGGAAUCUGAAGUUACCCAGCUGCCGCAAGUGAUUAAAGUCCUCUCCCAGGAGUUGGACACCUUCAACGACCAUUUACCUGCAUCAUUCAAAUUUUCCGAGAGUAACCUUCAAUUACGCGCGUACUCUCCACGUCUAUGUGUAUAUAUCAUGAUUCAUGUUUGGUGGCGCCAGUGUCACUGUGACCUCUACCGUAUUGUACUGAGUGGCCUGAAGGAGGCACUUCCGAAAUCGAGUGUCAAUCGCCUCGAGCCUCAAUUUGUGUCCUAUUGCACACGCCAGUGUUUCGAGCACGCGAUUGCCAUGGUCGAGAUUUUCAGAUUUGUCCUCGCUCUGGACGGUGGACUGCCCGUCACCGAUCUUGAUCUUCCUGUCUGCGCUUACCAAUGCGCUCGGAUGCUUUACUAUGCCUAUCAGACGAACAAGGGUGAAUUAAGAUUGACUGCCGAUCAAGUAGUAGAGCACGCCAAUACAUGCUUACAAAUCGCCCGGUCGAUGAAUCAUGUUUCUGCAGGAGCUGCAAUUGUUGCUGACCUGGAGAAACUCAUCUCACGUGGUCUAACGUCAAGUGCUGACCCGGGCUCACCAGAACACCAUGAGGCUGUGGGCGCUGUUGCGGUAUCGCAGCCCCCAGUGUCACGUCAAGUCCUCGGCCACAAUCAGCAUAUACAUCUCCUGGAUGAGGAGACGCCCAUGGUUCCAGUUCCCUCGCCUUCUGCCAACUUGUCAUCACCUGGUGUGAAUAUAGGUAAUGGUACGAUACCAACACCAAUGUCCGCUGCUACAACUCCCGGUCCGCUACAGCACCGCCGCGAUACAUCCUUCUCAGAUCUCAGUGUGACCGAUCCUAAUAUGGCUCGACCAAAUCUUCCGCCCGUUGUUCCUCCAGAUGGCUUAGAUAACAACAAUGCUUUCGAAGGCGCUAUGGACGGCUUUGAUUUUGCUCUCGAGUCUUACGGCAAUACAGGUGUGGAGUCCGCUUCGUGGUUCUCACAGGAGUGGUCGACCAUGGACUUUCCAUCGAUGCCUGUGUAAUGAUGACUUAUCUACUGAUAUACCCUAACCCCAACAUGCCUUGGGGCCAGUACGGUAAGGGCAUAACUCUGUUCUUCGAAAAAUACCCUUCAUAAGGUCACAUUACACGACAUCAAAUUGUCGCUGGCUAAGCCGACCAUCAACAGACCAGAAGGUCGUAUGGCUUCUUCACACGAAGGCGGAAUACAAGAUUAUCAUAAUGAUAGGAUUGAAGCAUCUUGUAUGCCACAUUUGAAGC